Messenger RNA from Danio aesculapii, 2361 nucleotides. Its product is annotated as protein NLRC3-like. The transcript is spliced from 7 exons. The record is from RefSeq and is a predicted model, not a curated record. The coding region runs from base 97 to 2361 and encodes 754 amino acids. NCBI's taxonomy places the organism in Eukaryota, Metazoa, Chordata, Actinopteri, Cypriniformes, Danionidae.
AUCUGUUGCUCAACUCAACAGUUCAGCGGAGGAACAGAGGGAUCUGCAGGCAUUAUCUGAGAGAUUCUGCUGGAGAUCACACUCUUCAGAUCCACCAUGGAGGACACACACACUUCUGGAGAUCAGGGUUUGAUUCCAGGAAUCAGAUCAGUUCAUCAGAAGAGAGCAGAAGCAGAGCCCAGCUGUGUGUCUAUGAGGAGUGACCAGUCUAUGGGCCGAGCAGGAAAUUUUAAGAGUGAAGACACACAAUCUGCCGAGUAUAACAGCUCUAAUAGCUCAGUUCAUCAGACGAGAGCAGGAGCAUGGCCCAGCUGUGUGUCUAUGAGGAGUGAGGCGUCUAUGGAUCCAAUAAUAGACUUAAGGAAUGAAAACACUCAACCUGCUGUCCUCAGCUCAGUUCAUCAGACGAGAGCAGGAGCAGAACCCAGCUGUGUGUCUAUGAGGAGUGAUGCAUCUAUGGAUCCAAUAAUAGACUUAAGGAAUGAAAACACUCAACCUGCUGUCCUCAGUGUGGAUAGAGAUCAUCAGACUGGAGACCUGCAGCAGGAUUCAGUCCAACCAGAACAUGAUGAACUCCAGAGAGUCAAAGAGCAGCACAAAACCAGCAUGAAGAACAGGUAUGAGAGAUUAUUUGAGGGAAUCAACCAUCGAGAGACUCAAACCCUCCUGAACAGGAUCUACACACAGCUCUACAUCAUAGAAGGAGAGAGUGAAGGAGUGAAUGAAGAACAUGAGGUCUUACAGAUGGAGACAAGAGCCAGAACAGAACCCUCACAACACACUCCAGUCUACUGCAAUGACAUCUUUAAAGCCUCAGCUGGAGCAGGACAUGAGGAGAAGAUCAAGAAGGAGAAAGCCCAGAUCAAGACUGUUCUCACUAAAGGCAUCGCUGGAAUCGGGAAAACCGUCUCUGUGCAGAAGUUCAUUCUGGACUGGGCCGAGGGAAAAGCCAAUCAGGAUGUAGAUUUCAUGUUUGUGCUUCCAUUUCGAGAGCUGAACUUGAUCAGAGAUCAUCAGUACAGUCUUCACAGACUUCUGCUGGACUUUCAUCCUGAACUUAAAGAUCUGGAGCCCAAGAUUUAUGAGCAGUGUAGAGUUGUGUUCAUCUUUGAUGGUCUGGAUGAAAGCAGAAUCACACUCAACUUUUCAGAUGAGGAGAAAGUUUGUGCUGUGACUGAAUCUUCAUCAGUGGCUGUGUUGAUGUGGAGCCUCCUGAAAGGAGAUCUGCUUCCCUCUGCUCUCAUCUGGAUCACCUCCAGACCAGCAGCAGCCCAUCAGAUCCCCUCCAGAUACAUCGACCGUCUGACAGAAAUUCAGGGAUUCACUGAGCCUCAGAAGGAGGAAUAUUUCAGGAAGAGAAUCAGCGACGAGCAUCAAGCCAGCAGAAUCAUCUCACACAUCAGAAGAGCAAGAAGCCUCCAGAUCAUGUGCCACAUACCCGUCUUCUGCUGGAUCUCCUCCACUGUGCUUCAGAAGCUCCUGGAAGAAGAUGUGAGUGCAGAAAUCCCUCAAACUCUGACUGAGAUGUACAUCCACUUCCUGCUGAUUCAGAUCAACAUGAGGAAGCAGAAGUAUGAAGAGAGAGAUCCAGAGAAACUCCUGCAGUCCAGCAGAGGAGUGAUCCUCAAACUUGCUGAAGUGGCUUUCAGACAGCUGAUGAAGGGCAAUGUGAUGUUCUAUGAGGAGGACCUGAUUGAGAGCGGCAUAGACGUCACUGACGCCUCAGUGUAUUCUGGGAUCUGCACUGAGAUCUUCAAGGAGGAAUCUGUGAUUCAUCAGAGGAAAGUCUACAGCUUCAUCCAUCUCAGCUUUCAGGAGUUUCUGGCUGCUUUCCAUUUGUUUUACUUCCAAGUGGAUACAAUAAUGCUGGCACUGAAGAAUUUUGCAUCAAUUGAAAAUUUGCUGAAAGGAACAGUGGAUAAAGCUCUCUGGAGUAGUAAUGGUCAUCUGGAUCUGUUCCUGCGGUUCCUGCUGGGCAUCUCACUGGAGUCUAAUCAGAGACUCUUACAGGAUCUGCUGACACACACAGAGGAGAGCUCAGAGAGCAUCAGGAGGAGCUCACAGUACAUUAAAGACAAGAUCAGAGAUGGACAUGGACUCUCAGCUGAAAGAUCCAUCAAUCUGUUCCUCUGUCUGCUGGAGGUGAAAGAUCAGACUCUGUCCAGAGAGAUUCAGGAGUUUGUGAAAUCAGACAAACACUCAGAGGAGAGACUCACUCCUGCUCACUGCUCAACAAUCUCCUACAUGAUUGAGAUGUCAGAGGAGCCGCUGGAUGAGUUUGAGCUGAAGAAAUACAACACAUCAGAUGAGGGAAGACAGAGACUGAUACCAGCUGUGGGAAACUGCAGAAGAGCUCUGUGA